AAGAUGCUGUCUAUCCUCUCCUUCAGUAUGAACGCUGCUUUUCUUCUGCUGUGCGUGAGUGUGUGCGGGCACUGCGGGAAGAUGAAGCUCGGCGUCAGGAGAACAUCUGGACAACAUCACAAUCACGGAACUCCGCUUUUCAAGAAGACGUUGGAUGAAACCAAGACGCAUCCGCUGAGAUCAGACCAUCUGCUGCGUGUUGAUGAUCAUGACUUCACUAUGAGACCCGAAUUUGCAGGUCCAGCAGUGCCAGUGGGUGUGGAUGUACAGGUGGAGAGUUUGGACAGCAUCUCAGAAGUAGAUAUGGACUUCACCAUGACCCUGUACCUGAGACACUACUGGAAGGACGAGCGACUAUCUUUUCCCAGUAAAACCAAUAAAAGCAUGACUUUUGAUGGUCGAUUGGUGAAAAAAAUCUGGGUUCCUGACGUGUUCUUUGUCCAUUCCAAACGAUCCUUCAUCCACGACACCACCACGGAGAACAUCAUGAUCAGGGUGUACCCCGACGGACACGUGCUCUACAGCCUCAGGGUGACUGUAACUUCAGCGUGUAAUAUGGACUUCAGCCGGUUCCCGUUGGACACGCAGACCUGCACGUUAGAGCUGGAGAGCUAUGCCUACACUGAUGAAGACCUGAUGCUCUACUGGAAGAGUGGAGAUGAAUCUCUGAGCACGGAUGACAAGAUCUCCCUGUCUCAGUUCCUCAUUCAGAAGUUUCACACCACCUCCAGACUGGCCUUCUACAGCAGCACAGGUUGGUACAAUCGUCUGUACAUCAACUUCACUCUGCGUCGCCAUAUCUUCUUCUUCCUGCUUCAGACGUACUUUCCCGCCACUCUGAUGGUCAUGCUGUCAUGGGUGUCCUUCUGGAUCGACCGACGAGCCGUUCCUGCCAGAGUCUCGUUAGGCAUUACGACAGUGCUCACCAUGUCCACCAUCAUCACUGGGGUGAACGCCUCCAUGCCCAGAGUCUCCUACAUCAAAGCCGUGGACAUCUACCUGUGGGUCAGCUUCGUCUUCGUCUUUUUAUCGGUACUUGAGUAUGCUGCCGUAAACUACUUGACCACAGUGCAUGAUGGGAAGGAUCGCAAGUUAAGAGAGAAGCCUUUACCUCACACAAGGACUAUGCUGCUCGAUGACGCGUACGGUAAGUCUGAUGUCAAUGGCCUGGCAGGAUAUACCCAAGGUCCCGUCUCCUCUGGGGAUAAACAGGAACACAUGGUGGUGUGCCUGUCUUUGGCAAAUGAGGCCACAGCAGCCAAAAAGAAGACCCUCAGAGGCUUCCGUAUCAUCCAAAACACUCACGCCAUUGAUGCCUACUCUCGCAUGAUCUUCCCCGGGGCCUUUAUAUUCUUCAAUCUCAUCUAUUGGUCUGUGUACUGCUGAGUUGCCUUGA
Pimephales promelas (fathead minnow) is the source of this 1396-nucleotide messenger RNA. The record is from RefSeq and is a predicted model, not a curated record. NCBI's taxonomy places the organism in Eukaryota, Metazoa, Chordata, Actinopteri, Cypriniformes, Leuciscidae.